ACCUUUUAUCCAUUUAUCCAACUAUUUUCGAGCCUACAAAUGGAGGUCUUCGAGGAAUGUACAAAUAACGAAUCACUUAUAAUGGAAAUGUGGACAUCCUAUCUCUGUGAGGAAAACAACUUGGAUUGCGAUUUCAGUUUUGACGAAAUCGAUGUACAGUCGACAGAUUUGACGGGAUUAGGUGAUCUGUCUACUAAAGUAGACUUCCAUAGUCCUGAUAUUAGCUUGGAAAAAAUCUUGCCAACUUUAUUUGAAGAGGGUCUGGAUUAUGGAAAUCAUCUUUUCAAUCUUCUUGAACAAGAAAACAAUGGCGUCAGUGGUCAUCGACGACCACAAAAUCUCGAGUUACAACAGCAAAUACAUCAUGUUGAAUUAGAGAACAAAGCUACAGUAUUGUGUACUGGAUCUGCCAUGUCUACCCACGGACAAGUGAUGUCCCAACAAGAAAGUCACACAAAGGUGAAGAAACACUACAAGAAAAGAAGGAAAACAAGCUUCACCAAGAAACGAAAGAAAAAUAGAUGCUCAUAGAUGCUCACCAUUUGUAACUAGUUCUAGAUCUACAGAAAAGGGAGAUGUACGUAAACUGAUUAAGGAUUCAUUACUCUAAAUGACAACUUCUCUUUUUUUAUUCAUAUAAUCCCUAUAGCAAUAUGUACAUUGCAUUAAAACCUAAUUUCAAACUAUUUUGGAACAUUUAGCAAAUCACAAUAUCACAAGGAAUGAUUUUGUAAAUCAUCUUAGAAAUUAUACCAUUAAUUAUGCAUUUAUUUAUGCUUCAAUUUAUUUAUUUAAAUAAAAAUACCCUUCUGUAGUA
This is a messenger RNA of Nematostella vectensis (starlet sea anemone), 817 nucleotides long. RefSeq lists its product as uncharacterized. The coding region runs from base 40 to 531 and encodes 163 amino acids. The transcript is spliced from 4 exons. NCBI's taxonomy places the organism in Eukaryota, Metazoa, Cnidaria, Anthozoa, Actiniaria, Edwardsiidae. The record is from RefSeq and is a predicted model, not a curated record.